CAUGCCCCAGUCACUAUCCGUACAAGUAGCAGAAAUGGUGUCAAAGACACAUCAACCCUUAGUCAUGGUGCUGCGAUUCCACACACAGGGGCUGAUAAACAUGGAACCUCCACAGAAGAUAACACCAUGUCUCAGUCACUGUCCAGUGAUAUUACAAGAGCCAGUACAAGUAGCAGAAGUGGAGAGGAGGGGAACAACAAAUCAAAGAAGCAACAAAAAAAGGCACAGAAUGGAAGUGAAGGGACCAGUCCACAAGAGCAGUUCCUCCUAUUUCAAAAGGAGAAGUUGGCCAAGGUUUCAGAUUACAGGAAAAGAAAGUUAGACAUUAUGGAGGAGCUGCUCCAGCUAGAGCGUAGGAGAACUGUAGCUUUGGAAAAGAUUGCCGCCUCCACAGACUGUGCCAGAAGCUCUCCGCCAUUAUCAUUAUCACCUGUUAUUAAGUUUCUCUGAUUUAUCGCAAAAUAUUUAAUGUAAAUUUUUAUUUUCAUUAAAUU
Saccostrea cuccullata (small rock oyster) is the source of this 494-nucleotide messenger RNA. RefSeq lists its product as uncharacterized. The transcript is spliced from 5 exons. NCBI's taxonomy places the organism in Eukaryota, Metazoa, Mollusca, Bivalvia, Ostreida, Ostreidae. The record is from RefSeq and is a predicted model, not a curated record. Bases 127 to 450 code for a protein of 107 amino acids.